GUAGACACUCGAAAUAGCUUUGUGUCCCAUUUAUACCACGAAUUGCAGCACAGGGGCAUUAAAACAUUCAAGGAUGAUCCAAAGCUUGAAAGAGGGACAACCAUUUCUUCAGAGCUCCUUAAAGCAAUCCAAGAAUCAAGGCUUGCUAUCGUUGUUUUCUCGCCAAACUAAGCUUCCUCUUCCUGGUGCUUGGAUGAACUUACAAAUAUUCUCCAAUGCAUGAAAUCCAAGGGCAUGGUUCUGCCUGUGUUUUAUAAUGUGGAUCCCUCGGAUGUACGAAAACAAAGUGGCAGUUUUGCAGGCGCCUUCGCUGAGCAUGAGAAACGUUUUAGGGAAGAUAUAGAAAAGGUGAAGCGCUGGAGAGCUGCUUUAACAGAAGUUGCCAAUUUAUCUGGGUUGGAUUCAAAGAAUGAGUGUGAAAGAAAGCUCAUUGAAAAGAUUGUUGAAUGGGUGUGGGGGAAAGUGCUAGCACAUUCAAUUUGUUAGAUUCCACAGAGUUAGUGGGAAUUAAGUUUACACGUGAGCAAAUGGAUUUGCUUUUAGAUCCUACAGAUGAUGUUCGCUUUGUAGGGAUAU
Messenger RNA from Prunus dulcis (almond), 576 nucleotides. Its product is annotated as TMV resistance protein N. The record is from RefSeq and is a predicted model, not a curated record. The transcript is spliced from 2 exons. The coding region runs from base 220 to 486 and encodes 88 amino acids. Gene Ontology annotation, biological process: signal transduction. Lineage: Eukaryota; Viridiplantae; Streptophyta; Magnoliopsida; Rosales; Rosaceae.